Histoplasma mississippiense is the source of this 573-nucleotide messenger RNA. RefSeq names its product glutathione peroxidase family protein. NCBI's taxonomy places the organism in Eukaryota, Fungi, Ascomycota, Eurotiomycetes, Onygenales, Ajellomycetaceae. Bases 1 to 573 code for a protein of 190 amino acids. Gene Ontology annotation, molecular function: glutathione peroxidase activity. The transcript has 2 exons. Gene Ontology annotation, biological process: response to oxidative stress. The record is from RefSeq and is a predicted model, not a curated record.
AUGGCGUCCGCCACAAGCUUCUAUGACUUCAGCCCUGCUGAUAAAAAGGGCGAACCAUUCCCCCUCUCCAGCCUCAAAGGCAAGGUUGUCCUCGUCGUCAACACCGCUUCCAAGUGCAGCCUUGCCCCGCAAUUCAAGGGCCUCGAGUCCCUCUACCACUCCAUCAACGACGCCCACCCAGACAAAUUCGCCAUCCUCGGCUUCCCCUGCAACCAAUUUGCUUCCCAGGACCCAGGCUCCAACGACGAAAUCCAAACCUUCUGCGCCGUCAAUUACGGCGUCACCUUCCCUAUCCUUGCCAAAGUCGACGUGAAUGGCGACAAGGCCGAGCCAUUGUGGAAGUGGCUGAAGUCCGAGAUGCCGGGCUUGAUGGGCAUGAAGCGCGUCAAGUGGAACUUUGAGAAGUUCUUGGUCAGUGCGGAUGGGAAGGUCGUGAAUCGCUGGUCCAGUGUGACGAAGCCGGAGUCGUUGAAGGGGGCCAUCGAGAAGGAGAUUGAGAAAUCCAAGAAGGUAGACAGCGCUCCCGCGCUUGAGACUGCGGCGGAGGUUCCCACGGAACCCCAGGCGCAGUAG